Messenger RNA from Miscanthus lutarioriparius, 960 nucleotides. Lineage: Eukaryota; Viridiplantae; Streptophyta; Magnoliopsida; Poales; Poaceae. The record is from the annotation of a GenBank genome assembly.
AUGGAUUUACAUGUCAAAUACCUAAUUGUAAUUGAUAACAUCUGGGAGGCUUCUGUAUGGGAUAUCAUUAGAUGUGCUCUUCCAGAGAACAUUAAUGGCAACAGAGUAUUAGUAACUACUCGAAUUGAGACUGUGGCUAGAGCAUGUUGUGCUAAGAACAUUGAAUGUGUUUACAAGAUGAAGGCACUUAGUGACCAAGACUCAAGAAGCUUAUUCUUCAAAAGAAUGUUUGGUCCAGAGGAAGCUUGCCCUCCAUAUUUGAUGGAAGUGUCUGCUCAAAUUUUGAAGAAAUGUGGUGGCAUUUAUCCGAGGACUACGAUUAAUAAGAAUGAUUUGGUUAGACGGUGGCUGGGAUUCUUAAAGAUCAUAGCAAGUGGUCGUCAUGUGGUGUUACCUAGUAAAAUUGGACGUCUGCAGCAACUGAAAACAUUUGAAAUAGAUGCUGCAGCAUCUAAAGGACAAUCAGAUCUGCAGCUACCAUCAGAUAUUGUUCAUUUGAGCCGUUUAUCGCAUCUGAUUGUUCCAAGCAAUGUAAUAUUGCCCAAUGGGAGCUUCCAUGCAAAGUACAGUCCCUGGUUCUCGAGGGUUCCUGGGUGGAUUGGCCAGCACCAUAGCCUCUAUGACCUGCACCUUAAUGUUCAGGAUGUGUAUGAGGAUGAUGUUGGGGUGCUCUCACAGUUGCCCUCCCUUGUCCGCCUCAAAUUGCACAUCCACAGGACUCCUAAAGAGAAGAUCAUCAUCCGUGGAAGAGGAUUCCCUAGUCUCAAGCAUUUUAAAGUUGGCUGUAUGAGGAUAUCAUACCUGACCUUCGAGGCACGGGAGAUGCCGAAGCUUGAACUGCCCAAGCUAAGAUUCAAUGCACAGGGAUGGGACAGGUACAACCAAACUGAACCAAUACAAAACCAUGGUCUAAGACCAAAGACUGCUAAGCGGACUAGCCUCAACUCCGGACUCACUUGA